UUUUUUUACUUUAUAAAAGUUUCCUUUUUUAUUAUAUUUAUAUGUUUUUGGAAAAUUUUAAAAAGGAAACUAAAUAAAAAAUUAAAUAAUAGUAUUUUAAAUGUAAUAUUUUUAAUUCAUUAAGAGUAUCCGUGUAAUCAAAUAUCGUGAGUGUUAACGUGAGAGCGACACAUAGAAAACUGACUUCUCAAAUAAUAUUAUAGAGAUUAGUAAAUAAUAUUGUUUUAUAAAAAUAAAUCAUUUUAACUGAAUUUAAAUUAAAUGUUACAAAUUCAAAUAAAUUAUUAUAUGAAAAACUAAUAUUCUAACUCUUUUUUUUUUUGGUUUUACAUCUCAAUCUUAUCAAGUUUCUACCUCUUCUUAUUUAUCUAAUUUUUGUAAAAUGAUUUUUAAAAACAAAAGAUUUUCUUUCGUUACAAACACUCCUGGUCUAACAUCAAUUUUCUUUAAUAUAACAAAAAAAGAGAGUAAAAUCCAAUCUUUUUAAUAGAAUUAAAAUUCAACCUUGUGCAAAAAUAAACAGGUAUGUAAUGGGUGAUGAUGAUAGUCUUUUCUUCGUAGACAACAUAGUGGAUGUGUUGUCAAAAUACGACCACACGGAAAAACGUUACAUCGGAAUGUUUUCGGAGUCGACAAAAUCAAAUUUUCGUUUAGCAUUUGAAAUGGCAUACGGAGGAGGAGGAUAUGCUCUAAGUUAUCCUAUGGUCGAGGCUUUGGUGGCAAAACUAGAUGAAUGUAUUGAAAAGUAUCAUUUCAUUUGGGCAGGAGAUACGUUACAGAGUUAUUGCUUGGCUGAUCUUGGUGCUGAUCUUAUCCCAGAGAAAGGAUUUCAUCAGAUGGAUCUACGAGGUGACUUGUCGGGUUUGCUCUCGUCACACCCAACGGCUCCUCUUCUCAGCCUCCACCACUUCGGGGCCUUAGCACCACUUUUCCCUGGCAUGGACCGUCACGGCUCAGUCCUUCAAAUUAUGAAAGCGGCUAACGUGGACCAAUCACGGAUGCUACAACAGUCGGUAUGUUACGUUAGAGCCAGAAACUGGACCUUCUCGGUCUCGUGGGGAUACUCUGCUCAUGUCUAUGAGAAUAUAUUCCCACGAAGCUACUUGAAGCUUCCCAUCGAGACAUUCCGUCCCUGGCUCCGAGGAUGGUUUCCGUUUUACAUGUUUAACACGAGACGGGGUGUCUAGAAAUCCAUGUGAAGCUCCUCAUUGGUUCUUCUUUGAUUCGCUUGAACAAGUGGAGAGAGGAGUUGUUACUUCCUACACAAGGAAGUUUAUUAGAAACAUGACUUCUUGUUCUUUCUCUGGUGAUAUUUCUGCGGAUCCUCUUGCUUCGAUCCGAGUCUCCUCUCCCAUAACUCCCAAAGAGGGAAGAAAAGUGGAAUGUUGUGACGUGGAAUAUGAGGGUGCCGAUGUUGCAAACAUAAGACUUCGAGAUUGUAGGAGUGACGAAAUCAUCAGCUAAGAUAAAUGGAGAAGAGAAAAGAAUAGUUAUAUUGUAAUUUCAAUUUUGUUAUUAAUUAAGUUAUACGUUGCUUAAAACUCAAGCCUACAAUUACUCUGAUAUCUUAACAAGAGAAGUUUACUGAUGUACAUAUUUUUUAGUCAUAUAUGUGGCAGAAUCUCUGUUCUAAAAAUCGGCCGCCUAGUCGCCUGAGUGCUACGCGUCACUUUUCAGCUCUGAUUUAUGUCAAAUCGGUUAAAAAAAUCGGAUAUUCGAUUUUCUCCGCCUAGACCGCCUAAAUGACCACCGCCUAAUCUAUUUUUCUAUUAUUUUUUUACUUUAUUUUUAAUAAUAUUUUUAUUUAUUUAUCUAAUCUAAAAUUUUAUAAAUAUCAUUUAUAUUCAUAAUUUUGAUGAAAAUUACACUAUAUUAAGUUUAUAUAUUCUAUUUGUGUAUUUUACGCAAUCUUAAACAUGAAAAUGUAUUAAUAUUAUACACAAUUAAAGGUUAUUAUGUUUUAUAACAUAGUAAACAAUCUAAAAAUUUCGCCCCGCAUAAUUUUCGAUUAAUCCCCGAUUUUUUCUUUAGGCGCUAGGUCGACCCUGACCGUCCGACUAGCGCCUAGGGCGUUCCCGAACAAGGGUAGAAUACAGUUGCCGUAUCCACCUAGGUUUGUUACUUUGUCCACGAUUUUUUUGUUUUUGGAAAUUUCUGAUUAAUCUCUGAUUUUUUUUUUAAGCGCUAGGUCUAACCUGACCGCCCGACUAGCACCUAGUGCGUUUCCGAACAGGGGUAGAAUACAGUUGCCGUACCCACCUAGGUUAUUUUUUUUUUGGAACUUUUACCCAUACAGUUCAGGGAUGUACAUAUUAGUGUGAGUUUAUUAUACAUAUUAUUGUCAGGACUUAGUGAUCAUACAUGUAAUAGAUUUUUAUUACAUACUAUAUUAUUUUUCAAGUUUCUGAUUUCAAUGUCACUCUUCUUUUUUUUUUGCUAAAAUUUGGCAAUUGUCACUUACAAAAUCUGAAUUAUGGAUUAAUAUGCGUCCAGAUGUCUAACUAAGUGUAGAAUUGAUUACUUGCUUCAACGUGAAUUUUAUAUCAUAGAUUCAUGGCAUAUGUGGUUUUUUUGCCUAUGUCAUGGUUAAGCAUUUAAAAAUAGAAAAGUGAAACUGUUAAUUAAUAUGUGAUUUUCUGUAUAUGAAAAUCUGAAAUCUGAUGAUACAUUUUAUAUAGGAGAUAUUAUAAUAAAUAAAAUUAUAUAUAUCAUGCAUGCAUUAACUAUUCUGUCCAGAUAUAUUUUACGUUUGGAAUGUACCCACGGACUAUAAUUGAUGUAUGAGUUAGAGUCUGACCGGUUCAAACAUAGCGGUUGCGGUUGCGGUUGCGGGAGUUUGCGGAUGCGGGUGGUUGCGGGUUUUAGCGGUUUUAAAAGAUUUGUACGACUGGAUCUUCGGUUAGAAAUUGAUGCAUUUACGUGAUACUUAUAACUGAUUAACUAUCAAAUGCAGCAGCAGUAAUAAAUUAACAAUAUUUACAUUUUAUAUAAUUAUAAAAAACCAAAAAUCAUAAUAUUAUAAUAAAUAUAAAAAUUAUAUUUAGAAAGUUAUAUUUUUAAAUUUUUUUUAAAAUUACAGAAGAUAUUUUUGUUUUAAAAUUUCUUAAUAUUAAUUAAAAUAUAAUAUAUAUAUUUUUAUAUUUUUAUAAUUCCAAUUAAAAAAUUAUUUUAUUUUUAUUUUUGUAUUUAUAUUAUUAAAAAAAGAAUUUUUUUUAAUCCUCCCGCAACAGCGGAACCAACUUUUGAAUUAUGAAGUUUAGAGCAUUUUAAAGCGGUUUAGAACAGUUUAAGUGAUUGUUUCGAAACGCUAACCAGUCAUACCCUAAAAUAUUAUGGUCUAGUGGUAAUAUUCCGAUAAUAUUGCAGAUGUUUGAAGGACAAAAAUCAGAAUUUUUGAUGAAAUGUUAUUAUUGAGAUAUAUUUCCAUAUUUUUGAUUAAAAAAAGAUAUAUUUCCAUAUAUCUCGAUCUAUUGAAAUAAGAAAAAUAAGCUAAUAAAUAAACAUGAUCCAAAUAUAUGGAAAUAAAUCUUAAAUACUUGGACUAGUGUUUAUUGGGUUAAUUAAGAAAAGUAUGAUAUCAUUUCUAUGGUUUUCAAACUAAAUACUCCAAAACCUCCCUUGUUAACCUUCAAACAUCAUUCAUCAUCUUUCUCCAUGCUACUAUCUCUGUAUAAUCUAAUGUCGUCGCCUCCAAGUUACCACACAAAAGUCUUUUGCAAAUAUCGCGUGAUCAUAGGCGUGGCCGUGAUCUUCUUCGUGCUCUUCUUCUUCAACCAAACAUACCUCAAAUCACAAUAUUUCGACAGUAACAUUUUCACCAUACAAUAUCAAGAGAGGCUCUUGCAGCCUAAAGAGGCGGCAACAAACUUGAGCCAUUUGAUGUUCGUUCUGGUCGGGAGCUCACGUACGUGGAGGGAUCGAAAAGUUUACUUAGGAUCAUGGUGGAGACCAAACGUGACGCGUGGUAAUAUCUUCUUUGACGUGGAACCGUCGGAAGAGUUCCAGCCUUGGUCUCCGGCCUUACCGCCGUUAAAAGUCAACGAAGACCUCAAGAAACUGAAGAUUUACCGGAAGCUUACAAACCGAAACCACACUCGGAUCUAUAGGUCCAUUCUUGAGAAUUACAGGCUCAAACAAGACGAGGAUGUGAGAUGGUACGUGACGGGUGAUGAUGACAGUGUUUUCUUCGUAGACAACAUGGUGGAUGUGUUAUCAAAAUACGAUCACACGGAAAAACAUUACAUCGGAAUGUUUUCGGAGACCAUAAAAUCAAAUUUUCACUUCUCAUUUGACAUGGCAUUCGGAGGAGGAGGUUAUGCUCUAAGUUAUCCUCUAGUGGAGGCUUUAGUGGAAGAAUUGGAUAAUUGUAUUGAGAGGUACCAUUACAUUUGGGCAGUGGAUCAUUUACAGAGUUUGUGUUUGGCUGAUUUGGGCGUUGAUCUUAGCCUUGAAAAAGGAUUUCACCAGAUGGAUCUAUACGGUGACAUAUCAGGCUUCCUCUCGUCCCAACCAACGGCUCCUCUUGUCAGCCUCCACCACUUCGAAACUGUCACACCACUUUUCCCUGGCAUGGACCGUCCAGGUUCAGUCAAUCAUAUCAUGAAAGCAGCCAACGUGGACCAAUCACGGAUGCUACAACAGUCGAUAUGCCACGUCAGAGCAAGUAACUGGACCUUUUCGGUCUCGUGGGGAUACUCUGUUCAUAUCUAUGAGAAGAUAUUCCCACGGAGCUACUUGAAGCUUCCCAUCGAGACAUUCCGUCCUUGGUGGCACGGAGGACGGCCUCCUUUUUACAUGUUUAACACGAGACCAGUUUCUCGAGAUCCAUGUGAAGCUCCUCACUGGUUCUUCUUUGUUUCGAUUGAACAAGAGAAGGAAGGAGUUGUUACUUCUUACAAAAGGAAGUUUCCUAGAAACAUGACUUCUUGCUCCUUCUCUGGUAAUACUUCUGCGGAUCCUCUUACUACAAUCCGUGUCUUCUCUUCCAAAACUCCCAAACCGGGGAGAAAAGUAGAAUGUUGCGACGUGGAAUAUGAAGGUGCAAAUGUUGCAUACAUGAGACUUCGAGAUUGUAGGAGACACGAAAUCAUCGCCUAAUGAAAAACGGAGGGCACAAUCUUUUAUCUGAUCAAAUUCUAAGUCAGUUUGCACAUUUAGCAACUAAGUUUAAAAAAAAAAUACAAAUUUAAAGAGUAAAGAAGUAAACAUUGUAAUAAUAUUGUAUUCUAUAUUGGAAGAUAAUUUUUUUUACAAAGGAUUGAUUAUUCAUCCACCUUUAAGAACUUGUCUACUUAUUUUCAAAGACUUCUUUGUCGCAUAUCUAGUAAAACAUGUAGUUUUCUAUAUGAUCGUUUGUUUGAAUUUUGCUAAAGAAGACAAAAGCAAAUAAAUGAAAAAGAGAAAGAAAAAAAACUUAUCUUGCUUAUUAUGUCAAGAGCUAACGAAUUUUGAAACCCUAUCUACUUCUCAUGUGCUACUAAUUCAUCAGAGGUGUGUAAAGCUCUGACAAGAGGUCUUAUCAACCAAGAUAUUCGACAAAAUGGACAAGAUAUUAUGUUCAUAAUCUCGGAAAAGAACUGCGGGAUAAUUAAGUUAUAUUUAAUCCUCUAUGUGUUUCAAAUAACCAUCUAUACAUUGUAUACUAGCCUUGUCUGAUUUCUUGCAUUAUACAGUUCACUGACAAAAACAUCAAAAACCCAAACUACAUAAAUUGUUUUUUAUCAAGUUUUACAAAAUCUGAAUUACGGAUUCCUUGUUUCAUCGUGAAUUUUAUACUGUCGCAUAUGUGAGUUUUGCAUAUGUCAUGGUUAAACGUUUAAAAAAAAAUAGCCAAAGUGAAUUUAAAAAAAAAUUAAUAUGUGAAUUAUGAAGAUGAAAAUUUAAAAUGUGAUAAUAGUGUUUUUAUAGAAGAUAUUAUAAAUUAUACCAGGCCUACAUUAUUCAUAUAUAUAUAUGUGUGUGUGUGUGUGUGUGUGUUUGGAUUGUACCUAGAGACCAUAAUUUAUGUGUAAAUAAGUCAUUUUCUUAACCAAUCAAUUUUGUUUGUUCAAGAGUUCUUAUAUAUUUGUAGUAAGUUCCUCUAAUAUCUCUUUUACAGUUAAU
Messenger RNA from Brassica napus (rape), 6102 nucleotides. RefSeq lists its product as uncharacterized. The coding region runs from base 3586 to 5097 and encodes 503 amino acids. Lineage: Eukaryota; Viridiplantae; Streptophyta; Magnoliopsida; Brassicales; Brassicaceae. Gene Ontology annotation, molecular function: acetylglucosaminyltransferase activity. The record is from RefSeq and is a predicted model, not a curated record. The transcript is spliced from 6 exons.